Prorocentrum cordatum is the source of this 867-nucleotide messenger RNA. The record is from the annotation of a GenBank genome assembly. NCBI's taxonomy places the organism in Eukaryota, Dinophyceae, Prorocentrales, Prorocentraceae.
GCAUUCGGGUGGACGGAGAUGCAGACUGGGCCCCUACAAGCAACUUGCACAGGACCCCAGUGCAAGACUUAUCUGAUCGAGACCCAGAGGCCCUGCAACCUGAAGAUCUACAGCGACAGCACCGCAGGACAGGGCAUGUGCAGCAGAGUGGGCGUGGGCAAGGUCAGGCACCUGGAACUGAGGUACUUGUGGAGUCAAGAGCGGCUAAGACCCAAGGUGCUUGAGCUCCUGAAGGAGGACGCCAACGAGAUGACAGCCGACAUGCUCACCAAGUACAGCGAGUGGUCGACGAUAGGGAAGCACUACGCCACUCUGAACACCAUGUCCAGAAAACAGUUCAAGGGCUUGAGCGCGAUGGCAGUUUCCACGGAAGUCGCGACUUCUGCGUCAGGCGAGAAGGUGACGGUGUACGAGGAGCCAGGCCAGGCAGCGGUUUGCCCCGCACCUGUGCCCCACUACGUGGACAGCGAGGAAUGCUGGUUAAUCCUGAAGACGGGUGUCUUCGCGGUGAUCGCUGCGGCGUACUUCUUAGGCUGCGCGCGCGGUUGCUACGCGAGGAACUACCUCAAGAAGGACCUCAUCCAGAAGGCGGUUGGAGCGAGGCACAAGUUGUUCAACACGUUUCUCGUAGUCGACUUGAAGCAGAUCUUGAGAGCCAAAGGCUUGCACGUGAGCGGUCUCAAAGACGACCUAAUCAUGCGGCUGAUCAAGAAGGGCAACGUCCUGUCGGAUCGCCAGGCCAAGGAGAUCGAGCAGCUGCGAGUGACGGCUACGACGCGCGGACCCCUGACCAGGAUCAACCUUCAGGACUUGAGUAGCCCUGAGGCCGCGCAGCAGUGGAUCGAGACGUUCAAGAGCGAGUGCCGA